Messenger RNA from Caretta caretta (loggerhead turtle), 3400 nucleotides. NCBI's taxonomy places the organism in Eukaryota, Metazoa, Chordata, Testudines, Cheloniidae. The record is from RefSeq and is a predicted model, not a curated record.
UCUGUGGAUGCAGUAGUCCUGCAGCUGAUGGAAAGAACCCAACAGGUCCUGCUUCAGGGGAAUCCCUGGGUCUGUAAUUGCUCCAUGUAUCCUUUCCAGCAAUGGCAACAACAAAGACGAGGCCUUGUUUGGAUGGGACAAUGGCUCUAACCUUCAUGUCCUUACAAGAAUUAAUCAGGGAGGAUUUCCUGACCUGUAAAAUCUGCUAUGAUCUCUACACAGUGCCAAAGAUCCUUCCAUGUCUGCACAGUUACUGCCAGCAUUGCCUGGAACCACUAGUGAGGGACGGAGCCCUCCAGUGUCCUGAGUGCCGGCUGCAAACAGAUGUCCCAGGAGGUGCCUCAAGUCUGAAAACCAACUUCUUCAUCAACAGCCUCCUGGAGUUAUUCCAGAUUAAACACAACAGGGAUUUGGCCUGCACAGUCUGCUCAGAUGCCCAGAAGAUCUUGACUGCCACUGCCCGUUGCCUAGACUGCAAGGAUUUCUUGUGCCAGUCCUGCACUCAGGGCCAUUGCUGCUCCCGUCUCACUCUUCAUCAUAAGGUGGUGAAGCUUGAGGAGUUUCUAGCUGGGGAAUAUGAUGCUGAGAUGAGGCUGCUGCAGGAGCUGUGCUGCCAGGACCACCAGCAGGAAGCUCUGCGAUUCUUCUGUGACACCUGCAGUGCUCCCAUCUGCAGGGACUGCCGUAUGCUAGACCAUUUCCAGCACAAGGUGGUCUCUAUGGCAAAUGCUGUGCAGAGGGAAAGGCCUUCUGUUGAGCAGCUAAUUGACAGCCUGGCAGGAACGAUAACAUGCAUCUCUGAGCAGGAAAAAGCUGUGGAGGAGACAAUAGAUAAGUUGAAAACAUCAGGAGAGAACAUAAAGGAGAGGAUCACCAAAUACGUGGAUGACAUUAUCUCCUACCUCCUGGCCCAGAAGGAAGCCGUUCUGGGUGAGCUGUCUGCUUUUCUAACUCAGCAAAUGGAAGGUUGUCGCCUGGUGAAAGAGGAGCUCCAGAGCCAAAGAGAUAAAGCAAUCAGCACCAGAGAGUUCUCUCAAAGGGUCCUCUAUGUGGGAAAGGACUAUGAGAUCUUACACUUAGAGGGCAUGAUAAGGAAUCGGAUUCAGGAGCUCCAGACAUAUAUCCCACGGAAACUAGAGAGCCAAAUCCCUGAAUUGGCCAUAGCCUGGGAUCAGCCGGAAAUGCUGUCAGAGGCAGCACUCUUCAGUCUAGUGUUUCCCAGGGAACAACCUGAAGGAGACAUGGAAACUGUUUUUGAGCCAGAUAGUGAGGCAUCUGCUUCCCCCAGUGAGGAGUCUGAGGAUGACCCAGACUUGCCCUUGGACUCAGAAGACCAAGAAGACUCCUGUCCAGGCUCUGAAGAGAGUGCCCCUGACACUCCCGACAAGAACCCCUCUUGUUGCAGCAGGCGCAGUAAAAGGCCUAAGCGCGUGUGCACUUUUGAGGUAGACCAGUGCUGGUCCCAAGCAAAGCCCAAUAUCACAGGGAUUGCUGUUCUGCCUCACGCUGGUGGCAUUCUCCUGUUAGAUCAGGAGAAUGAUGAGAUAAAGCAGUACAGCGCUGGUGGGCACUUUCAGCAAUCAAUACCUCUGCCAGACUCAGAUGGCGUCUUCUGUGGCAUUUCGCUCUGUGGAGACGUCCUAGCUUGCUCUUCAGAUUCCUUCCUCUUCUUCCUGACCCUUGAGGGCAAGUUUCUGCGCAAGUUGCUGCUAAGGGGAUCCGAGUCUUCCUAUGCCAUCACCUCCUAUGAGGACUCCUAUAUUGCAGUGAGUGAAGGCACACUCUGCUCCAUCUCCCUUUACAGCCCUUCAGGACACUGCGUGGGCAGGGUGGCACCCACAGAUUACCAUGGGGGGAAGUUCCUUUUCAUUGCUGUCAAUGACUGGGAGGAAUUCAUUGUUUCAGACUUCAUCAAGAAGCAGAUUGUCAUCAUUGAGAAGUCUGGGCUGAUCCUCAAUGUGCUGAAGACCUCACACUCGCUGCUGACAAAGCCGUUCAGUGUAUGCGUGGACGUGUCUAGUAACAUUUUUGUGGUUGAUCAGUUGAAGGUGAUUAAAUUUUCACCAGACGGUGAGACAGGGGAGGUAGUGUUGAGCAACCAAAGUCGGCUGAAGAGACCCCGUGUCCUUGCUGUGGACGACGGCGGGCGCCUUGUUCUGGUGCAAGAGGAUGGUUACGUCCACAUUUAUUGUUUCUAGUUCACACCCUUGGAGAAUGUGGGCUGAGUGCCCCAAAGUAGCUGGUUCUGUAACCUCAGGUCCCAAACCUUUAUGUUAAUAGUGCGCCAGAGUAAUCCCACUAGUACUAUCACCUCCAAAUGCGUUACAGAGCUUUAGCCCUGACUCUGGGUGUCAGUGGAACAGACAUGUCUGGGCAGGAACCUUUGUGCUCCAAGUGUUUUGAAAAUACUCAGAGCCCAGGGAAGCUGGAGGUAGAAAUAUUAUUUCACUAACUGAGAUGAGAUCCAUAUUGCUAAAACUUUCUACACUCUCCCAGCUCACCUGACAGUUUCUGCAGGGGAUACUGCAAUGUUAUAGUCAGUGCUGUCAGUGCCUGAGGUGAACAGCUGGAGAGCUGGGAAUAAUGGACAGCUCUAAGGAAAUGGCAGAAAGGAAAUGCCUUUGCUUAAUGUGCAUUUGGUAGUUGGCACUGAUAGAUGACAGGUGCCUUUUGAACUGUUUCACGUUAAAGUAACAUCUCGCUGCCCACCUUACCUCUGCUUUAGAGCUGUGAACUGAUAGAACUCUGACUUUCACUUUAGCUGUUCUGGAGUGUGUCCCAGAUUAAGGGAAUGUUCAGAAAAAUGACCUACUUCUAUCUCUCAGCAUCCCCUUUGCCAUCUUAGCCCAGCCAGCCACUGAAUUUCUCUCCCUCCUAUCCCCCCGAGUCAUAGUCCUCCUUGAGCAGGAUGACCAAACAUCACAAAGGAACCUGACGCCUGCCAGAAGUUGUGGGAACCUGGUCUGAGCAUUGGAACCAUCCAGUCCCACAAGUGUGAAAAGGUAAAAACGGCUAGAACUGUAUCUAAAGAUCCCAAGCAGAAAGCACCCAGCAUUGCUGCAGCCAGGGACUGGUUAGUGCAUCCAUUGGGAAAGAGGUGGCAGUCGGCUCAGUUCAAUGGUUGAUGCAGCCUCUUACAUUCCUUUUCUGUUUAGCCUGUUGAAUCCAGGAAGAGCAGUCAGUGCUUGAGCAGGUCUCAGCUUUUGUUUAUAUUUAGGGAUACAGACUAAAGCUUCCUAUUGCAUUCCAGCUCAUCCUACUGUUAGUGUAAAACAAUCAUUUCUGUUUGAGCAUUAACACUUUUAUGUAUUUGGAUAAUUAAUAGAGCCUCAUGCUUUCCCUUAUGAACUGUUUUCCAAUUUUUCUUCUUGUUUUGCUUUAAUAAAGCCUGGUGCAAUUA